This is a messenger RNA of Chlamydomonas reinhardtii, 1445 nucleotides long. RefSeq lists its product as uncharacterized. The record is from RefSeq and is a predicted model, not a curated record. NCBI's taxonomy places the organism in Eukaryota, Viridiplantae, Chlorophyta, Chlorophyceae, Chlamydomonadales, Chlamydomonadaceae. The transcript has 11 exons. Bases 42 to 1403 code for a protein of 453 amino acids.
CACAAAUUACACUGACUUCCCUGCGGUAGCAGAGUGGUAUCAUGAUGGCGCCAAUUUGCCUGCGGCCAGCGCUUUUGCUGGCGCUCAUCGCCCUCUCGGGCGGCAUGCUGGGCCGCUGCUCUGGCCAGCAGAACUACAGCAGCAUCAUGGAUCUAAUCAACAACCGUGCCGACCUGACCACCAUGAAGGCCGCGGUCGCCCGGGCCAACCUCACUUCGUAUCUCAGCAACGCCGCAAACACCACCGCCCUGCUACCCAAUGACGCUGCCUUCACCGCCUUCCUGGCCUCCGCAAACCUGACCGCCGCGGACCUGCUCGCGCUCAGCCCGGACGUCGUGGCCGACUUGCUGAAGUACCACAUCCUCGGCUCGAGGACCCCGCUGGCAACCCUCCUUGGCCUGGCAAGCAUGGGUCUCCUCACCGGCAACAACGCCACCGCCGCCACCAUGCUGUCCGGUGGCAGCAACAAGGAUAACGUCUACCCCUGGGCCCGCAUCACCAUCGCCUACAACGGCUCCGGCUCAACUGCAGCCAGCCUGAGCGUGCUGGCAACCAGCUCGAGCGCCAGAGUUGUCGAAAUUGACAUCUCCGCCGGACCUCGCAACGACGUUAGCAUCAUCGACAACGUGCUGACCUACUGGUAUCCAAGUGUGCAGCAGGCUCUGUCCGCCCACACCGACCUGACCAGCUUCGUGACCGGCCUCAAGACCAACGCCGCCAGUCUGUGGGGCCAGCUGGCCACCCAGACCAACGUCACCGUCUUUGCGCCCGUCAACGCGGCUGUUACUGCCGCCAAAACCAAGUACGACGUAGAUCUGGCGGUUGCCUCAACCGCCGCCGCAUCAGUCGUCAACUGCCACGUGGCCAAGGGCAUGCGCGACCUGCCCACGCCCGCCGAGGCCAACGCCGCAGUGUCCCCCCAGUACGACAGCGUCCAGCAGCCCUUGUGCCGGGUCACUGCGGUCCGCAACUCCAGCGGCCUGUACCUGGCCUCGCUGGGCGCCUCCGCCAACGUGGUGUCCACCAACUUUAUACCUGUGGGCGCGCCCUGGAGCCGCAUUGCCAGCAUCCACACCGUAGACGGGGUCGCCCUGGACACCUUUGCCAGUGUGGGCCAGUACCUCACUAUGUCCGGGUUGUCCAGCGCCGCAUCCCGCAACCUGUGGACCAGCUGGCUCGCCACCGAGUCCAGCAUCUCCAACCAGCUGAGUGACCCCAAGCUGGCGGCGGCAGUGCUUGUGCCCACCGACUCAGGCAUCAACUUGCUGGCCACCUCCAAGGGCACCACCGCCGCCAACUGGCUCACCCAGCUCAACUCCAACGGCAAGAAGAAGACCCUGUUCGAGAACCACAUCGUCUAUCCUGUUGUGCUGCGUUAUCCUUUCAGGAAAAGGACUAGCUAGCAGGUGACAGACCGCCAUUUCCGCAACACGGCACUACAACUA